UGAUAACUUGAAGAAGCGGUGAAGCGGUUGGCGAGCACUUUGUUUGUGCGUGCACGUUGGUGCGCGAGUGACAGGGUAUUUUGUCGGCAAAGUUCAAACAUAAGUGGAGUGUGCGAAAUUGUGCUACUUGUGGACUGUUUGCACGAACAGACCCUACUCGCCUGUUUUGAGUCUGAGCCCACUGGAAGCAGCACAAAAAUGUGAACUUACCGGUGCCGGGAUUACGAAGUCUGUGUAGUGAAAAAAAAAGGCCUAGCUUCGCGCGUCUGCGUUUGGUGGAAAGAUAUCUCGAAACAAAUGAAGUGUGUGCAGUGACAAAAUCGCUUCUGUGCUGCAUCGAUGACAAUAUGGAUGUAGAAACAUGUGAUUCCUUAACUUCCAAUGGUGAAAUUGUCGUUGAAUGCAUCAAGGAUGGAACGAGCAAGCAGCCAGAUGACAGUGCAGAAUCUAAAGCUGACAAUGCAGGCUCCUCAGACAAGAUUUUGAAAAACAGUAGCAUAACCAAUGGCUGUCCUGAUACGAGUGCAAUGGGUGAAGAAAUUGAUGCUGCAAAGUCUGUGAAUGGUACGAGCGACACCGGCGCCAUGGACGAAGGGAGGCUUACAGACAAGCCGUCCUCUGAAGGGGAUGUUGUUAGUGUUGCAGAGGACAGCUCCAAGGGUAACAGUGAAGUGCUAGAGUGUGGAGACAGCCAGCAGGAUUCGAUACCUGAUGAGGAUACUGAAAGAACUGAGCCCUCUGAGCCUAGUGAAGACUUCCAGCUGCCUGAUGGAAAAGGGUCAGACUCCGUGAAGAGCAAAGAAACUAAUUCAGAAGACUCAACUUCAUCCUCUACUCCACGCAGAACUUUGAAAAAGAAGUCUAAAAAAGUCUCCAAGCUGUCCAUUAUGCAUGCCAUAGCUGAAAGACUGUCAGGGCAGGCGAAAGGAGACUUCAAGGGUGCUACCAGAAUGGAACCUAAAGGUGAUGGGGAAUCAAAUGCGAGUGACAGUACAUCCGAGGCAACGGAUGAGAGGUUGCCGCAAGACUCUAAAGAUUCUUCUGAAGCAGAUCAAAAGCCAGCGAGCCCUGCAAAAGAAAGUGGCUCUUCAAAAAAGUCUGGCAACACAUGUGCUGUUUGCUCUGCUGUGAAAGGCCUCCGCUACCAGGUGCUUUACCAGGGCAAGACGCAGUUCCUCUGCUCAGAUGUUUGUUUCAAGACUUUUCGGAGCAAGCAGAAGUUGGCCCCAAAGAAACCAGCCGAGCGUGACCGGUGUGCAGUGUGCCAGAAAGAACACACUGAUGGCACAGGCUACUACUCGUCUUUUGGACCUUGCAAACCACUUUGUUCUGCUGAUUGCUUGGAGAAGCACCAAAAGUCGCAGCGUCCCAAGAGGAUAUGUGCACAAUGCCAGCAGUGCGUGGAAGCCACCGAGCAGAAGCCAACAUUUCUUGUCUGGGAGACCAUGGAGUUUUGUGCUGAGGAAUGUCUGCGCAAGUACCAGAGUGCCAACGGCUCACACUGCUCUCACUGUCGCUCGACCGUCAACCAGCUAUCGCUGGGAAAGUACUGUGUGCGUUUUGGCGCCGACAUCCGGCAGUUUUGCUCGGGCAAGUGCCUCGAGGAAUUCAAGAGGGGCCUCAAGGUGUGCUGCCUAUGUCAGAAGGACCUGACCAAACAGGCAAAAGGCUUCCUGGCACCUGUUGGAGAGAAAGGUCACUUCAAAGACUUCUGCAGCCAGGAAUGCCUCGAGCGGUAUGAGCGCAUGAAUGCAUUCAAUGCGGGCAACCUGGUGGCUCACAAGUGCUCAGCGUGCAGCACCGAAUCGACCACCAAGUACCAGGUGGACUUCAGUGACGCAUCCCAUCGUCUGUGCAGUGAUGCCUGUGUGUCAAAGUUUCGUUAUGCAAAUAAAAUCAAGAUGGUUGUUUGUGAAAACUGCCACAAGUUGUAUGACAACACAGUCGACAAGUCCAGUUCCCUGUACUAUGACAACAUCUGCCUGCAGUUCUGCACUAAAGCCUGUGUGAACCUGUUUGUGCUUUCUCACAGGAAGAUAGUACCCUGUGCAUGGUGCAAGGUGAAGAAGUACAACUUUGACAUGAUCGAGCGAGUGGAGUCGGCCACAACCAGUCACCUGUUCUGCUCACUGAACUGCGUGAAUCUGUUUCGGGUGAACCAGAAUGCGUCAUCAUCACGUAUCAUUCGCUGCGACUUCUGUUUCAAGAUGCUGCCUGCUCAGUACCACCUCACCAUGAGUGACGCUUCCAUACGCAACUUCUGUUGCUACAAAUGCGUCAUCACAUUCCAAAACCAAUUCAAAAACCUGCCUCUACUGACCACCACAUCACCCACCGUUGCCCAGCCCACAGUAGGCAAGAGCCAGACCACCACUGAGACAGGUUGCAGCACCACGCCUGUGAUUACCAACAUACGCUCACUGGCACCAGUGCCGGUUGUCCCCACUUCCAUGCAGGCAGCCUCUGAGAUUAGCAAUUCUUCAGCCAGUGCUGUGCGGACACCACCCACCCUUACAGCCAUGCCAAAGGUGGUGAGUGCUUCAGUGCUUACGCCUUCAAACAGUGCUGCAGAUGCUUCGCCCAAAGUCGUGACGCGAGCACCAAGCAUUGCUGUUUCAACCACUGCAAGCUCUGUGACUUUGCCUAUGCCUGUUGUCACGACAACCAACACCCUGGCCUUGACUGUUCCCUCAACCAAGGAUGCAACCACUGUGGCAGCUGGGCAAUCUGAGCGGGAGGUGAUAAUCCAGCUGCCCUUUCCCAAGCUGCUUCGCAAUAAGUCGGUGCUGUGUCGACCCCAGAUGGUCACCAAAGCUGCAUUCUGUCGCCCUGUACCUUGCCACAAGGAAAUACAGACCGACAUGCAAACCGAGACUGGUUCAGAGGGUGGUCCAGCACGGCUCAUACCUGUUCCUGUGCCAAUCUAUGUGCCAGCUCCCAUGCACAUGUUCUCCUACGCUGUACCGUCGCCACUGCCCAUUCCCAUUCCGGUGCCUGUGCCUAUUUUCCUGCCUACAACAAAAGACACCACAGAACAGAUCAUGGAGACUCUCAAAGAAUUCAGGGAACAGAUGAAAAAUGACAAAUUCGAUGAAGUCUUGCUUGCCAUUGCCCGCUCCAUGGCAGAAUCGUCAACGAAGCCACCUUCGGAAAGCAAAGCUUCAGAUGAACCCUCUCGUGUAAAGUCUGAGAAAAGGGCCGCAUCUGUUGAAGCUGAUGUGGAUUUCUCAAGUAAAAAGAUGCGGACAUCAGAAGAUGAAAUGGAGACGUCUGAAUGCAGCCCAGUUACAGAAGAGGCAGUGAGAACCCAUGAGUCAUUGGAUUCUGCAGCAGCUGUGAAAGCCUGGCAGGAUUGGGUGCAGAGAAAGAAUGCCGAGCUCGAGAAAAGUUCCCUCUCGGGCAAGCGGCAGCUGAAGCUCUUCAAGACAAACCUGCUGAGCAUGACUCCCGAAGAGCUCAACUACGCGCUUUGUCUCUUCAUCAAGGAAGUGCGGCAGCGUGAUGGCACAGCUCCCUCCCCAUGCCGCAUCUACCUCCAGUGCCUUGGAAUACAACAGUACCUACAUGAGCAAGGACGCCAAGAUAACAUCUUUGCCGAUCCUCAGUAUGAAAUGUUCACUGGCUGCUUCCACGGCAUUUUCAGCCAAGUUCAUGACCCAACCGGAGAGCCUCAGGAGCACAUUCGGGAGGAAGUUUUGUGGCAGGCCAAACAACUUGGUGACCACUCGCCCGUGGUGCUGCUAAACACACUCAUGUACUUCAAUGUCAAGUACUUCCGGCUGCACACGGUUGAUCAGCACCUUCAGCUGUCUCUGGCAGAUGUUUCCGAGCAGGAGCAGGAGAACCCCGAGGGGCAACCAAUGAAAAUACUCAGGUCCACAGCCGCAUGUCAAGAAGAAGGAAGUGAACAUAGAUAUUGUGAUCAACCACAAAAUCUGGAAAACCCACAGAGGUGCCCAGUGAAACUUUAUGAGCUCUAUCUCUCUAAAUGCCCAGACACUGUCAAGUCUCAGCAGGGGACCUACUACAUGUUGCCAGAGCGAACUUGCAAUGCUGAAAGUGCGGUCUGGUAUUCCUGCAGCCCCUUGGGAAAGGAUACCAUAUCACGUAUGCUGACGAGGUUCAGUAUAGUUGAAGAGGUGAAGGACUUCUCGAGCAAACUGAUCUGUCCAGCCUGAUGAGCCUCUUCAACAUUGGAACAUUGCACAGGCCCCAGUGCGUGGAUUGUGGACAUGACUUCACCUCUCCUUGUUUAUGUUUCUAUUUUUCAACUGUCUUCAUUUUGUGUUCUUCAUUGUGACUCAUAGAUUGUUGUCAUGUUGCUCAUAUGGGAAUAGAGCUCUGCGCAAUCAUCUUUGUGGUAUGAUCUUCAGCAACUGGAACAUGCAACGUUGCACAGCUGAACUGCCAAGUGUUCUGAUGUAUUGCAACACAAUAGUGUUAUACAUACUAGACUUCUGAACAUAAAGACUUGUUCAAUUGCAACGAUCUUCUCUGUUGCAUACUGUAUGCCUGCUGUAGUUCACGUGUGGGAUCUGCUGCAAAUGUUUAGUCUUGUCACUUCGCCUCUUACUGUUGAUUAAAUUCCUCAUUGUGUAUGGCAAAA
Molecule: messenger RNA, 4606 nt
Organism: Dermacentor silvarum
Lineage: Eukaryota; Metazoa; Arthropoda; Arachnida; Ixodida; Ixodidae
Gene: woc
Product: zinc finger MYM-type protein 4
Exons: 19
Coding region: 348-4178 (1276 amino acids)
Source: RefSeq, a predicted model, not a curated record